This is a messenger RNA of Brassica napus (rape), 2391 nucleotides long. RefSeq names its product serine/threonine-protein kinase-like protein CCR4. The record is from RefSeq and is a predicted model, not a curated record. The transcript has a single exon. Gene Ontology annotation, biological process: protein phosphorylation. Bases 92 to 2332 code for a protein of 746 amino acids. Lineage: Eukaryota; Viridiplantae; Streptophyta; Magnoliopsida; Brassicales; Brassicaceae. Gene Ontology annotation, molecular function: ATP binding; protein serine/threonine kinase activity.
CCGCGUUAAUCUCCCCCUCUUACAAAAAAAACCAUUCCACAAAACACAACCAAACACUCACCGCCAUGAGAAGUCUUCUUCUCCCUCUUCAAUGGCAUUUAACUAUUACUCUCUGUCUCUCCUUCUCGUUGUCUCCUCCUCCUCCUCCUUCCUCUGCUUCUCCUUGCCCACUGUCUCCAUCUCCCACACCUCUGAUCAAACCCUCGUAUGUUCUCUCACCAACACCUCUCAUCUCCAGUGCACCACUUUCCCACUCAAUCCUAUCCCGUUCUCUUUAACCGGUACGCUCCAAAACCGUAGAUUCUCCGGUUUAGUCUCGGGAAACGGGUUUGUAUGCGGUUUGAGAUCUCCCCUAGGUUCCAACGCUUCUACAAUCCUUUGCUGGAGAUUCUCCACCAACGGAGCUAACAUGACGUACAAAAGAAUCUACAAAGGUCCUGCGCUCAAAGAGUUAGAAGCUAGCACUUCCCGUAUAUGCGGAGUUGAGAACGUCACGAACCGCACACGUUGCUGGCAGCCUGUCUCUCCUCGUCCACGGUCGGAUAACCACGACUCCCUCGCCCUCGGGGAGGACUUUCUAUGUGGCUUAUCCAAGCCACCUGGGAGAAUCAGCUGUGAAGGUAAAGGGAAUAUAACCAAGCCCCCUAGUGGGGACCGCUUCAUAGCCAUCGCGGCUGGGUCAAGCCAAGCGUGCGCCAUCACAGUAGACAGCGGUGUGGAGUGUUGGGGACAACAAACAUAUACCUCUCCGCCAAGUGAAAAAUUCUCAGCGCUUGCGGUCGGGGAAAACCGUAGCUGCGGUGUUAGAUGGGUUAACGGAACAGUAACGUGCUGGGGAAGUAACUACAGUUUACCUCGGAGACUUGAGAACGUUGAGUUCACAUCUAUAUACGCGAACGGGCUAAUCUUUUGCGGUGUAGUUAGAGAAAACUACACUCUCUAUUGCUGGGGAGAUGAUGAGAGUGUUUUCGCUCCGUUCCAAGACCAAACUGUACUUCCAGGACCGUGCCGAGAAGAAUGUCCUUACGGUCAGUUGUCAGGAUCAGGUCCGUUAUGCGGUAAUGGAUUGAAGAUUUGUGAUUCUAUGAACAUAGUUCUCGUCCCGGAUACGCCACGUGGGGAACAAGACUCUAAUGACAAGACUUGGAGUAGAAAAAACAUUGCGUUUCUUGUGGUCGGAUGCGUUGGAACGUGUUCUUUACUCCUUGUUGUCGGAUUCUUGGUUUAUAAAAGUCACUGUCGAUGCCGUGUUCAUGACUCUGGACGUCUUGACGAUAAUAGGAUUAUUGUGGACGAAGAGCCUAAGCUCGAGAAGAGGCUGAGUAGUUUAGCUAGUUUAUGCAACCACGGGCAGCUCGUGGAGUUCACUAUCGAGGAGCUGGCUCUAGCCACGGAUGGUUUCUCUCCCCGGUUCCAGCUAGGGAUAGGAAGCUUCGGGAUUGUUUACAAAGCUGUUCUGUCUGAUGGACGACUUGUCGCUAUAAAACGAGCCGAACUAACGAACCCUGCUUCCUCCGGGAUAACGAGAAUCCGAAACAGACGAGAGGACAAUGACUCAGCGUUCGUCAACGAGCUAGAGUCUAUGUCGCGGCUCAACCACAAGAACCUCGUUAGACUUCUUGGUUUCUACGACGACGCGGAGGAGAGGGUCUUGGUAUACGAGUACAUGGCAAACGGGUCUCUCGCGGACCACCUUCACAACCCUAGACUCGAGCCUCUGACGUGGGAGAGACGCUUGGCGAUCGCUCUCGACGCAGCGCGUGGGAUACAGUACCUCCACGACUUCGCCGUGCCUCCGGUGAUCCACCGCGACAUAAAGUCGUCAAACAUACUGCUUGACGCCACGUGGACGGCGAAAGUGUCUGACUUCGGUCUCUCUCAGAUGGGUCCCACCGAGGAAGAGGAGGUGUCGCAUCUCUCGUUGAGAGCAGCUGGUACGCUGGGGUAUAUAGACCCGGAGUACUACAGGCUCCAGCAGCUCACGACCAAGAGUGACGUUUACAGCUUCGGCGUCGUGCUGCUCGAGUUGCUGUCGGGACACAAGGCGAUACACAUGAACGAGGAAGAGAACCCAAGGAACGUGGUGGACUUUGUCGUGCCUUAUAUUUUGCAAGACGAGGUUCAUAGAGCACUUGACCGGAGGAUACCGCCGCCCACGCCGUACGAGAUAGAGUCCGUGGCGCAUGUCGGGUGCUUAGCGGUGGAGUGCGUCGUACCGUGUGGCCGAGAACGGCCGUCCAUGGCGGAGGUAGUGAGUAACCUAGAGAAGGCUUUGGAUGCUUGCUUAGCAGCUCCACAGACCGAACCACUAUCAAGUUCCGCUAGUGAUUAGCCACGUGUCACUUUAUUUUUUUUGUUUAUAUUAUUUUCAAUUCUAUUGGUCUUUCCUUA